This is a messenger RNA of Juglans regia (Persian walnut), 633 nucleotides long. RefSeq names its product Werner Syndrome-like exonuclease. Gene Ontology annotation, cellular component: nucleus; cytoplasm. Gene Ontology annotation, molecular function: 3'-5' exonuclease activity; nucleic acid binding. The record is from RefSeq and is a predicted model, not a curated record. Lineage: Eukaryota; Viridiplantae; Streptophyta; Magnoliopsida; Fagales; Juglandaceae. The transcript has a single exon. Gene Ontology annotation, biological process: nucleobase-containing compound metabolic process. The coding region runs from base 1 to 633 and encodes 210 amino acids.
AUGUUUACAUCUAAUUACAGCAAUUCUACCAUAACUUUCAAUCCCAUCACCUCCAAAUACUCGAUCAACUUUGCCGGGAAAACCAUAGAAACAACCGUCACAGACAAAGCUAGCAUCGUAGAUGAAUGGGUUCGGGAAAUGCUUUCAAUAUGUGGCGGAAAAGCCGUGGUUGUGGGCUUAGACGUUGAGUGGAGGCCGCAUCCGAUACGUUCGAUGAGCAACAAGUCGGCGACGCUUCAACUGUGCAUAGACCAAAAGUGCCUGAUCAUUCAACUAUUCUACCUGGACUACAUCCCACAAUCCAUAAAGAGCUUUCUGAUGGACUCGAACUUCACUUUUGUGGGGAUUGAGGUAGCGGAUGACAUAGCGAAGCUCCAGAACGAGUAUGGACUUGGGUGUAGCAAACACGCGGAUAUCAAGGAGAUGGCAAAGAGACAAUGGCCAGGACGGUUUAGAAGGCCUGGGCUGAAGGACCUGGCUUUGGAAGUUGUGGGUCUUUAUAUGAAGAAGCCCAUGCAUGUGACCAAGAGUAACUGGGAGGCACGGCUGCUCACCGAAAGUCAAGUUGAAUACGCAUGCAUCGAUGCCUAUGCCUCUUACAGGAUUGGCCACAAGCUUCUCCAUGAGAUCUGA